AUGAAAGUAAUCACACCUCGUUUCUCUGGAUCUUCCUGGUUGGCGCUGAGCGCGCUCCGAGGAGCGUACAAGCGCGUGCGGGUCAGGAUACGCGUGCGACCUGAGCGUGCAAGAGGCGUAUUACUGCUUACUGGAGAGCACGAUGAUCUGUCUGGAGAUUACUUGGCUUUGAUGCUGAGGAAUGGCCAUGUGGAAUUAAGGUAUGAUUGUGGCAGUGGUGCCGGCAUUCUGCGGUCACCAGAACCAGUGCGGCUUGGUCAUUGGAACACCAUCUCAGUGUACAGACACCGAUGGGAUGCGUGGCUGAGACUCAACAACGGGAAAAGAGUUCGAGGAAGGUCUAAGGGCCUUUUCUCUCGGAUGACGUUCCGCGAGCCAGUGUGGGUCGGUGGUGCGGGCAACACAACUGGUCUCCAGAGCAAGCUGGGUCUGUCCGACGGUUUCCUCGGAUGCGUCGACUUCUUGAGAAUAAACGGCGAUACGUACCAGCUGAUGAAGGAUGCGGUGGCUACUUUGGAAAUUUUUAAAACACCACAGAAACUGAGAUACCCUAAAGAAGUCGUAGCGAAAAACAUUGAAAAGUAA
This is a messenger RNA of Arctia plantaginis, 585 nucleotides long. The record is from the annotation of a GenBank genome assembly. Lineage: Eukaryota; Metazoa; Arthropoda; Insecta; Lepidoptera; Erebidae.